AUGGCAAGUGCUUCUAGCACUAGGAACUCCCAAUUCAGAACAGAGCCAGGCUCUCCACUAUGGAAAUAUGUGGAAAUGGUUCAACAACUACCAGGUGGAGGAGGUUUCCUUUGGAUUUGCAGGCAUUGCAAAGAGGAAUAUAAAAGCUCUUAUAGUAGAGUGAAAGCACAUUUGUGCUUUAUCCCUAAAAAAGGCAUCAACUUUUUUCCAAGCAAGUCAAAAGUUCCAGGGCAGCCUGCACCUAAAACCUUGCUUGCAAACUCUAUUGUACUAAAAUAUAUUGAAGAGCAAAGACAAACAGAUGAAGCAGUUGGGAAUGUAGUUACUCAUACUUUGGAAAGGUCUAGAAGUAAAAAAGCAACAAAAGCCUCUAUGUCUUCAACUUCCAAUGAACAAUUCGUAGAAGGCCAUCCAUUCUUGAAUCUUCCUGAACAACCAGUGACAAAUAAAAGAGCAAAGGGGCCCUUGGAAAUGUCAUUUCAGAAUGUGGCUAGAGAGGUUGCCGAUGAAGACAUAGGUAGAUGCAUCUAUGCAAAUGGAUUGGCAUUUAAUGUUGUUCGCUCACCGUAUUGGAAAAAAAUGGCGAGAUCAAUUAAUGAGGCUCCAAGGGGGUUUAAGGGCCCAGGGUAUGAGAAGGUGCGCACCACUUUAUUGGACAAAGAGGUGAAAAAUGUAGAGAAUUCCUUGAAGCCUAUUAGGGAUUCAUGGAUUGAAAUAGGUGUGUCCAUAGUAUUAGAUGGAUGGAAAGAUGCAAGAAAUCACCCUUUGGUCAAUGUUCUUGGAGUGUCCACCAGAGGUGCAAUGUUUUUGAGAGCAGUGGAUUGUGAAGGGCAAGUGAAGGAUGGUCCAUUCAUUGCAAACAUUCUUUUCCAAGCCAUUGAGCAAGUUGGCCCUCAAAAUGUUGUUCAAGUUGCCGAGACUCGUUUUGCCUCCCACACUAUUGUUCUGAGACGUCUUGUGAAGGUUAAAGAGGCAUUGUCUAAAAUGGUAACCAGUGCUAAUUGGAGCAUAUGGAGGCAAUCUAUGGGUACAAGGGGAGCUGCCAUUAAGGCAAUGAUACUAGAUGACUCUUGGUGGGAUCUUGCUGAGUACCUCCUGAGAUUUACGGAGCCCAUAUUGAGCAUGAUCUGA
Messenger RNA from Cryptomeria japonica (Japanese cedar), 1131 nucleotides. RefSeq lists its product as uncharacterized. The transcript has 2 exons. Lineage: Eukaryota; Viridiplantae; Streptophyta; Pinopsida; Cupressales; Cupressaceae. The record is from RefSeq and is a predicted model, not a curated record. Bases 1 to 1131 code for a protein of 376 amino acids.